This is a messenger RNA of Symbiodinium pilosum, 1324 nucleotides long. Lineage: Eukaryota; Dinophyceae; Suessiales; Symbiodiniaceae. The record is from the annotation of a GenBank genome assembly.
GCAAGGGGCGCUUGGAGCCCGUCCCAGAGGCAGACGCCGACAGCCCUCGGCGCGCGGAGGGUCGGCGCACGCCGCUACCUUUGGUGCUGCUCCCGCUCUCUGGGGAGCAGGUGCCUCCAGAGAUGCUUGUGGAGACCGUUCGCUCCAGCGCGUCUUCUGGUACCGGCCAAGCCCUGAGCGGGGCCAGCGGUGGCGGCACCGGCAUCACGGCCCCAGCACGAAGUCCAAAGCUUCCCCCGGAGCUGAUGGUCUCGCGCCCCGCCGGAUCCGCGGCCAAAGAAGCCGCGCCGGCUCAGGAGGCGCUGCCGCCGCCUCCGUCGCAUCGCAGCCGCUGCAAAGAGUUGGAGGAGGAGCUCGAGCAGCUCCGGAGCUCCCACCAGGAAGCCCUCGAGCGCGAGCGAGCGGCUUGGCGCGAACGGCUACGCGAGGCGGAGGAGGAAGCGCAACGCCGACUCAAAGAAUUGGAGGUGGAGCGCGACCAGACACGGGAUGAGGCAUUGGCCAAAUUGCAGGAUGCCCAGCAAAGGCUGAAGGCCGAAGAGGAGCGAGCGGCGUCUGCGGAGGCCCGGCUGCGCCAGGUCAGGUCCGAGAUGUCGGAGCAAACAGAAGCUGUAGAGCGUGCAGGCGCGUGGAAGCUUGAGGCCCAGAGCCACGCCAAGUCUCUUUCAGCUGCGGAGCGUCGCUGCGAGGGCCACGCAGAGCGCGUCGCCCAUGUUCGGCGGCAUGCCGCCGAGGUGGAGAGACAGCGGAAGGAGCUGGUGAGGAACAGCAGCGUGCAAGCGAACCAAAAGCUUCGCGAGGAGCUGGAGCAUAUGCAGGCAGAACGCUCGGAGCUUGAGAAGCGCCUUAAGAAGGCGUUGCCAAGGAUAGAACGCCUCACAGCUGAAGACCACCGCCUCCGCGAAAAGCUUACCCAGGAGUCCGAGGUGGCGAUGGCCCAGGUGCAGUCGCUCAAGGAGGAGGGGCUCGAACUUUCCCGGGCCAAGGAUCAGCUGAAGAAACAGCGCAGUGUGGCGCGGAGCGAGGCUGAAACGGUCGAGGCCCUCCAGAGCCAACUCACUGAGGCGGAGCAACAGCGCCGGAGUGCCCAGGUAGAGCUCGCGAAGUCACAGCGCGUGCGGCAAGAAGAGCAGAAGCGACGCCAAGCGACCUUCGCUGCCGAACGCCAAGCUCUUCGGGAGGAGGCUACCCAGCUGGCGGAGCGCCUCCGCCAAGCCGAGGGCAGCGCGCCCUGGUUGGGACUUCCGACCAGGGCCCAGGUCUCCGCGGCGCAGGCACCCGUGCGGCAGCCGGCGACUAGCUUUUCGCGGCUGACUUCGAAGCA